Cyclopterus lumpus (lumpfish) is the source of this 828-nucleotide messenger RNA. It is a transcript of the gene ccnd3, whose product is annotated as cyclin D3. The coding region runs from base 1 to 828 and encodes 275 amino acids. Gene Ontology annotation, molecular function: cyclin-dependent protein serine/threonine kinase regulator activity. Gene Ontology annotation, cellular component: nucleus; cytoplasm; cyclin-dependent protein kinase holoenzyme complex. The record is from RefSeq and is a predicted model, not a curated record. The transcript is spliced from 5 exons. NCBI's taxonomy places the organism in Eukaryota, Metazoa, Chordata, Actinopteri, Perciformes, Cyclopteridae. Gene Ontology annotation, biological process: mitotic cell cycle phase transition; positive regulation of G1/S transition of mitotic cell cycle; regulation of cyclin-dependent protein serine/threonine kinase activity.
AUGGAUCUUUAUGAGGACCGGAGGCUUCAAAGUGGACCCAGAGACAUACACGCCGGUUAUACGGAGCGGGAUGUGGUUCUCCGGUCGGGCUGCGACCAACCCGUGACCGGGGACCUCCGGACACUGCACAACCUAACGGCCUUGGAGAAGACCGGCCAGGUGGCGCCAUACUUUGAAAGAGUCCAGACAGACAUCGAGCCAUACAUGCGGAAGAUACUAGCCGUGUGGAUGUUUCAGGUGUGUGAGGAGCAGAAAUGUGAGGAGGAGGUGUUUCCGCUGGCAGUGCACUACCUGGACUGUUACCUGAGCGGUUUCGCUGUUAAAAAGUCCAACCUGCAGCUUUUAGGGGCUGUGUGUAUGUUCCUGGCCUCCAAAAUGAGAGAGACUGUCCAUCUGACUGCCAGCAAGCUUUGCAUCUACACAGACAACUCCGUUUCAAUCUCGGACAUCCUGCAGUGGGAGGUGGCAGUGGUCUCCAGGUUAGACUGGUGUCUGGCGUCUGUGGUUCCCUCUGACUUCCUGGAGCCAGUGCUUCACGCGCUCCCCUGGGUUCGGCCCCAGCACCUUCCUAACAUGCGCAGGCAUGUUCACUCCUAUAUUGCUUUGGCAGCCACUGACUGCAGAUUUUUGGUGUUCUUGCCCUCCACCAUUGCAUGUGCCAGCGUGAGCAUUGCCAUGCAGAGGCUAAAGUUAGUGGACGCUGCAGUCUCCUCUGAUUCGAUGAUGACAUUUUUGGCCAACCUAUUGGUCAUUGAUCUGAGCUCUGUCCUCCUCUGCUAUAACAAGUUAGGGAAUGUGUUGGAGCUCAGCCUGCCCUCUUGUUUCUAG